This is a messenger RNA of Geodia barretti, 257 nucleotides long. NCBI's taxonomy places the organism in Eukaryota, Metazoa, Porifera, Demospongiae, Tetractinellida, Geodiidae. The record is from the annotation of a GenBank genome assembly.
UGGUUUACCUCAGAUUAGAGCAUUGUAGGUAGAGAAAAAGGCAAAGAAGUUGGUGUAUAUGUGCUCACAGGCAAAGAAACCCACCAUCUUGGAGUUGUCGGUCAUGAGUAGCUGGGUGACGGUCGUGAAGACGGAGUCAAACAGAGCUCUGCGAUCUUCCUCGAGUGUUGCCCUCUUCACCAUCAGAGCCACCGUCUGCACCAGCUGCUCUCUCACAUAAGACACUAGGCUGAGAGAGAGAGAGAGAGAGGAGAGAG